Messenger RNA from Cladophialophora yegresii CBS 114405, 1458 nucleotides. RefSeq lists its product as uncharacterized. The record is from RefSeq and is a predicted model, not a curated record. Lineage: Eukaryota; Fungi; Ascomycota; Eurotiomycetes; Chaetothyriales; Herpotrichiellaceae. The transcript is spliced from 4 exons. Bases 1 to 1458 code for a protein of 485 amino acids.
AUGCCGAAGAAGUUCGGAAAGAUCGUCCUUGCCUCAACCGGAGACUUCCCAGGCGACAAGGACAACAAAGUCAAAGGCUGGGUCGAGCAUGCCGGCGGCACCUUUGUCAAGGACCUCUCCAAAGAUGUCACCCAUCUGAUCUGUAGCGAGAGGGCUUGGAAGCGGUACUAUCCCAUCGUCAGAGAAGCUCGCCAUAUGCACACUGUCCACAUUGUCAAGCUUGAUUGGCUGGAGGACAGUCUGCUGAGCAAGUCCGGCAGACCGCUCGAUCCCACACAGUACAAGUGGGAGCAGCGAAAGGGACAGUCUGGCGAGACAAAGCGCAAACGGAGGGAAGACGACACCAUGGAGGGCGAUGACGAAGCGAAGAAGCCGAAGUCGGCGAAGCAGACCAAGACGUGGAAGUCUCCUGACGCUGAGGGCCAGGGACGAGGCAAGAACGAAAGAGCUGAGAGAGCUGGCAAGGAGUUCGAUGAGGCAUGCAUUGAGUUCGAGAAGAUCAUGGGAAAGCAAGGCUACCGGCCUUUCGCCGAUCAGAGCGGCUUCGUGUACCUUUUCACCUUGGUGCGGAAGGACAUCCUGAAGAAUCGCGUGGAGAAGCAUAGAAUCAAGGUGCGUUAUGCACCUUCUUUCACUUCCUGCCACGAGACCUUCAUCCCACUGUCCCACCAAGGGGUCGAUCGGAGACGCAAGAAGUCCGAUGACAGCGUGACUGCUUCCGAGCGUAUGAUGUAUCAACCAGAGGUUGGUAGCUCGAGAACGGCUGGCUUGCUUCUGGAGGACCCCAUACUGCCACCAUGCCCUGUUCCAUUGUACUACUUCCCAAAGCCUUACCCAUAUUCCCACUACCCUUGCAUAGCAAGCUCCCUGCCACGCCAGCUCACAUCCGCCAACCGCAACUUGCGGGUGCCAAUUCCCCAUCCAUGGGCUCAGAGUCUCCAGCUUUUUGUGUCCGAAGAACCCUCGGCUGUUGAACCGACCGGCAAUCCCAAGUAUUCGGCUCCGAGCGCCAUACACCACCGCAAUCUACCAGAGUUGCGCAAAAAGUCGUAUGCCGCAUACACUGUGUACACCAAACCAGGCUCUCGUCACGUUCAGACACUAGUGCCCGCUGGCAGCACCUUCGACUUCGCAUGGGCCAUGUUUUGCAAGUUCUUCAAGAAAAAGGUCGGGCUCGAAUGGACAGAUCUUCACGACGGAUGGAAGAAGGGCCUCAAGCUCGAGCAGAUCCACAAGGAGAGAGUUGGUGGUGGGGAUGGCCCGGUCGAACAUGGACACUGGGAUGUGUUGGAACUGCCGCUCGCGAAAGGGCAAACAACCAGAGCAGGUGAAGACUCGACGGAAUCUAUUGAGCAUGGGGAGGGCGGGCCGACUGUUACGGUGGUUGUGAAUGCGACCUCGUUGACCACCGGAGACCAGGUCGAAGCUAGAGCUCAAACGCCAGAAGAGGGAUGGUGA